AUGAGUGAGGAAAAACAAGUUAUCGCGUCCGUUGUGGCGGCAGACGAGACCAUGAGUGGUAGUGAGAAGCCAGUCGACGCCGACGAGCUGAGACUGGCACAGAUGGGCCACAAACAAGAAUUGGAGCGUCACUUUGGAAUUUUCAGUCUCAUUGGCCUCGCCUCGACUACGACCAUCUCAUGGACAGGUCUUGGACUCGGGCUGGUGACUGAGAUUUCCGCUGGGGGGCCAGGAGCCGUUAUCUAUGGCUUCAUCCUCGUCUGGAUCCUUCAGUCCUUCUUGGGCGCGUCGCUCGCCGAAUUCGUCUCCUCCUACCCAACCGAGGGUGCCAUGUAUCAUUGGAUCGCCGCCAUCGCCCCAAAGAGGAUGACAGGUUACCUCAGCUUCGUCACGGGCUGGUGCACUGUCUUCGGAUGGAUCUUUACUGCCGCAUCGACAAAUCUGAUUUAUUCUCAGAAUUUCAUGGCAUUGAUUGCAUUGUACCAUAGAGAUCUCGUGAUCAAGGCCUGGAUGACAUUCGUCGUGUAUCAGGUCUUGAACUUGGCGACGGCAUCGAUCGUUAUGUUUGGCAAUAAGGCCAUCCCCGGGCUCAACCGAUUUUCUCUUUUCUACCUCCAACUCGCUUGGUUCGUGAUUAUGAUCACAGUGGCUGCCACAGCGCCAUCUCACCGGGAUACCGAGUUUGUCUUCAAGACGUGGAUAAACAAGACCGGAUGGGAGUCGAAUGUAAUCUGCUUCAUUACGGGGUUGGUGAACCCAUUGUACAGUCUUGGAGGGCUGGACGGCAUUACUCAUAUCACGGAGGAGAUGCCAAAUCCUUCACGAAACGCACCACUUGCCAUUGUCAUCACCCUCGCCAUCGCCUUCGUGACUGGCUUAACAUAUCUCAUCACCCUCAUGUUUUCCGUCCAGGAUUACGCGGCGCUAGCUACGACUUCCACCGGCCUUCCGCUCGCGGAACUGUUCCUUCAGGCAACCCAGUCAGUCGGCGGUGCUUUUGCUCUGACAUUCAUGCUGUGGAUCGCCAUUGGGCCGUGUAUGGUCGGUUCUCAACUAAGCACUGGGCGCAUCUUCUGGGCCUUCUCCCGCGACGGCGCACUCCCCUUCUCUUCCACCUGGUCUAAAGUUCACCCCACUCUCCGCAUUCCCUUUAACGCCCAGCUUGCCGUCACGGCCAUAAUCGCGAUUCUUGGAUGUUUGUAUCUCGGCUCAUCCACAGCUUUCAAUGCCCUCCUGGGAUCGGCCGUCACCAUCAACAACCUUGCUUACCUAAUACCAAUCCUCACCAACGUGCUGAUGCGGCGAACUACAAUUCACCGUGGCAGCUUCCAUAUGAGCUAUGCCGUUGGGAUGACGGUCAAUAUCAUAACCUGCGCGUGGCUCAUAUUUGCGAUUGUGUUUUUCUCGUUUCCCUACGUGAAGCCUGUUUCUGCGCAAAAUAUGAACUACACAUGUGCCUGUGUUGGAGGCUUCCUCGUGCUGGAGACGGCGUGGUGGUUCGUCGCUGGGAAGGAAUAUACGGCGAAGAUUUUGAAGGCGAGGGAGGAGAACCACGUAGCAGAGGUGAUGGGUCGGGACGAGAAGAGGGAGUGA
Pseudogymnoascus verrucosus is the source of this 1593-nucleotide messenger RNA. RefSeq lists its product as uncharacterized. Gene Ontology annotation, cellular component: membrane. Lineage: Eukaryota; Fungi; Ascomycota; Leotiomycetes; Thelebolales; Thelebolaceae. Bases 1 to 1593 code for a protein of 530 amino acids. The record is from RefSeq and is a predicted model, not a curated record. The transcript has 11 exons. Gene Ontology annotation, biological process: transmembrane transport. Gene Ontology annotation, molecular function: transmembrane transporter activity.